AGGACCACACUGGCACGCUUCCCCCGUUCUCUUUGUGGCUGUGCUGGUGUGCUGUGAGGACUUCUCCUCUUUUUCCUGCACGCCCUGACGGAUUGCCCCUGUAAACUCUCCUGCGCCUUGUCAGAGAGAGAGAGAGAGAGAGAGAGAGAGAGAGCGCGCUUCCCGCUGGUGUCUGCUGGAAGGGGGGCGGGAGGGGGGUCUGUUUUUGAAUGGGAGGAGGGAACGCAGAACAAUCGGUGAGCAGCAUGCGGCCGUGCUGAGAUCACACCGAGCGAGCCGCCGCGGGAGAGAGGCUUAGCCGGGCAGCCCCCGUCCUUCCCUGAGGGUCCCCUGCUGUUGCUCCUUUUGUCCUGAGCUGGAUCUUCUCUUGGUGGGGGGAACCUGAGAACCCCACGUUGAACCUUCGCACCCCCCCCCCUUCCCACACCUCCUCUCCUGUUCCCCUCUGCCUCUCUCUCACUCCUGCUGUUUUUUUCGGGUGGGCUGCAGACCUGAGCCUAUCGGGUCAGGACCAUGGAGCUGCAGCGGGCGUCCAGCAUGCCCGGCCCGCUCUCACCCGGGCCCGGUCCCGCUCACAGCCCCAGCCCCAGCCCGGUACCGGGCUACAGCGCUCAGGCCGCUUUCAACUACAACCAAAUGGAAGGCCGUUUCAAACAGCUGCAAGAUGAGCGUGAGGCCGUACAGAAGAAGACCUUCACCAAAUGGGUGAACUCCCACCUGGCCCGAGUGUCCUGCAGGAUCACAGACCUGUACAUGGACCUGCGUGAUGGACGCAUGCUCAUCAAGCUGCUGGAGGUGCUGUCUGGCGAGAGAUUGCCCAAGCCCACCAAGGGCCGCAUGCGCAUCCACUGCCUGGAGAACGUGGACAAGGCCCUGCAGUUCCUCAAGGAGCAGCGCGUCCACCUGGAGAACAUGGGCUCCCACGACAUCGUCGACGGAAACCACCGCCUCACCCUGGGCCUCAUCUGGACCAUCAUCCUCCGCUUCCAGAUCCAGGACAUCAGUGUGGAGACGGAGGAUAACAAGGAGAAGAAGUCUGCCAAGGAUGCUCUGCUGCUGUGGUGUCAGAUGAAGACUGCAGGGUAUCCCAAUGUCAACAUUCACAACUUCACCACCAGCUGGCGUGAUGGCAUGGCCUUCAACGCCCUCAUCCAUAAACACAGACCCGACCUGAUCGACUUUGACAAGCUGAAGAAGUCCAACGCCCACUACAACCUGCAGAAUGCCUUCAACCUGGCUGAGCAGCACCUGGGCCUGACCAAACUCCUGGACCCCGAGGAUAUCAGCGUGGACCACCCUGAUGAGAAGUCCAUCAUCACCUAUGUGGUGACCUACUACCACUACUUCUCCAAGAUGAAGGCGCUGAAGGUGGAGGGCAAGCGCAUUGGGAAGGUACUGGACAAUGCCAUUGAGACUGAGAACAUGAUCGAGAAGUACGAGUCUCUGGCGUCCGACCUGCUGGAGUGGAUCGAGCAGACCAUCAUCAUCCUCAACAACCGCAAGUUCGCCAACUCGCUGGUCGGAGUCCAGCAGCAGCUGCAGGCGUUCAACACCUACCGCACGGUGGAAAAGCCGCCCAAGUUUACUGAGAAGGGCAACCUGGAGGUGCUGCUCUUCACCAUCCAGAGCAAGAUGAGGGCCAACAAUCAGAAGGUCUACAUGCCCAGAGAAGGAAAGCUCAUCUCUGACAUCAACAAGGCCUGGGAGAGGCUGGAGAAGGCGGAGCAUGAACGUGAGCUGGCCCUGAGGACCGAGCUGAUUCGCCAGGAGAAGCUGGAGCAGCUGGCCCGUCGGUUCGACCGCAAGGCCGCCAUGAGGGAGACCUGGCUGAGUGAGAACCAGCGCCUAGUCUCUCAGGACAACUUCGGCUUUGACCUGCAAGCAGUGGAGGCUGCCACCAAGAAGCACGAGGCCAUCGAGACGGACAUCGCGGCGUAUGAGGAGCGCGUGCAGGCGGUGAUGGCGGUGGCCCGCGAGCUGGAGGCGGAGAACUACCACGACAUCAAGCGCAUCACGGCCCGCAAGGACAACGUGAUGCGGCUGUGGGAAUACCUGCUGGAGCUGCUGCGAGCCCGCCGCCAGCGCCUCGACAUGAACCUGGGCCUGCAGAGGGUCUUCCAGGAGAUGCUGCACAUCAUGGACUGGAUGGACGAGAUGAAGAUGCUGCUGCUGUCCCAGGACUACGGGAAGCACCUGCUGGGUGUGGAGGACCUGCUGCAGAAACACGCCCUGGUGGAGGCCGACAUCGCCAUCCAGGCAGACCGCGUCAAGGCCGUCAAUGCCAACGCCCAGAAGUUCGCCAUCGACACCGACGGCUACAAGCCGUGCGACCCUCAGGUGAUCCGGGACCGGGUGGCGCACAUGGAGUACUGCUACCAGGAGCUGUGCCAGCUGGCGGCGGAGCGGCGGGCACGGCUGGAGGAGUCGCGCCGCCUCUGGAAGUUCUUCUGGGAGAUGGCGGAGGAGGAGGGCUGGAUCCGCGAGAAGGAGCAGAUCCUGUCCCUGGACGACUGCGGUAAGGACCUGACGGGCGUCCUGCGGCUGCUCAGCCAGCACAAGGCCUUCGAGGACGAGAUGAGCGGCCGGGCGGGGCCCCUGCAGCAGGCGCUGCGCGAGGGCCAGGAGAUGGUGGCCGCCGCCCACUUCGGCGCCGACAAGAUUGGCGAGCGCGUGCGCGACGUCCAGGAGCAGUGGGCGGCGCUGGAGCAGCUGUCGGCCGUGCGCAAGGCCCGCCUGCGGGAGGCCUGCAACCUGCACCAGUUCCAGGCCGACGCCGACGACGUGGACGCCUGGAUGCUGGACGUGCUGCGCAUCGUGUCCAGCUCCGACGUGGGCCACGACGAGUUCUCCACCCAGGCGCUGGUCAAGAAGCACAAGGACGUGGCGGAGGAGAUCGCCAGCUACCGGCCGGUGAUCGACGCGCUGCACGAGCAGGCCCGCGCGCUGCCCGGGGAGCACGCUGCCUCCGCCGAGGUGCAGGGCCGCCUGGCGGGCAUCGAGGAGCGCUACGGCGAGGUGGCCGAGCUGACGAGGCUACGCAAGCAGGCCCUGCAGGACGCCCUGGCCCUCUACAAGAUGUCCAGCGAGGCCGAUGCCUGCGAGCUGUGGAUCGACGAGAAGGAGCAGUGGCUCAACGCCAUGGAGAUCCCCGAGAAGCUGGAGGACCUGGAGGUCAUUCAGCACAGGUUUGAAAGCCUAGAACCAGAGAUGAACAACCAGGCGUCACGCGUGGCUGUGGUCAACCAGAUUGCCAGGCAGCUGAUCCACAGUGGACACCCCAGUGAGAAGGACAUCAAAGCCCAACAAGACAAACUCAACACCAGGUGGAGCCAGUUCCGUGACCUGGUGGACCUGAAGAAGGACUCCCUGAACUCAGCCCUGGGCGUGCAGAACUACCACCUGGAGUGCAACGAGACCAAGUCCUGGAUCCGCGAGAAGACCAAGGUGAUUGAGUCAACGCAGGAGCUGGGCAACGACCUGGCGGGCGUGAUGGCGCUGCAGCGGAAACUGACGGGCAUGGAGCGCGACCUGGCCGCCAUCGAGGACAAGCUGGGCGACCUGCAGAAGGAGGCGGAGCGCCUGGGGGCGGAGCACCCCGACCAGGCCCAGGCCAUCACGGGCCGGCUGGCGGAGAUCACCGCCGUGUGGGAGGAGAUGAAGGCCACCCUGCGCAACCGCGAGGAGUCGCUGGGCGAGGCCAGCAAGCUGCAGCAGUUCCUGCGUGACCUCGACGACUUCCAGUCCUGGCUGUCCCGCACGCAGACCGCCAUCGCCUCUGAGGACAUGCCCAACACGCUGGCCGAGGCCGAGAAGCUGCUGGCCCAGCACGAGGGCAUCAAGAACGAGAUCGACAACUACGAGGAGGACUACCAGAAGAUGCGCGACAUGGGCGAGAUGGUGACCCAGGGCCAGACGGACGCCCAGUACAUGUUCCUGCGCCAGAGGCUGCAGGCCCUGGACACCGGCUGGAACGAGCUACACAAGAUGUGGGAGAACCGGCAGAAUCUGCUGUCCCAGUCCCACGCCUACCAGCUCUUCCUGAGGGACACCAAGCAGGCAGAGGCCUUCCUCAACAACCAGGAAUACGUGUUGGCCCACACCGAGAUGCCCACCACGCUGGAGGCUGCGGAGGCCGCCAUCAAGAGGCAGGAGGACUUCAUGACCACCAUGGACGCCAACGACGAGAAGAUCGGCGCCGUGGUGGAGACGGGCCGGCGUCUGGUGAGCGACGGAAACAUCAACGCCGACCGGAUCCAGGAGAAAGUCGACUCCAUCGACGACAGGCACAAGAAGAACCGAGAGGCGGCCAGCGAGCUUCUGAUGAGGCUGAAGGACAACCGCGACUUGCAGAAGUUCCUGCAGGACUGCCAGGAGCUGUCCCUCUGGAUCAACGAGAAGAUGCUCACUGCGCAGGACAUGUCCUACGACGAGGCUCGCAACCUGCACAGCAAGUGGCUCAAGCACCAGGCCUUCAUGGCCGAGCUGCAGUCCAACAAGGAGUGGCUGGACAAGAUCGAGAAGGAUGGGAUGCAACUGGUUGCAGAGAAGCCGGAGACGGAGGAGGUGGUGAAGGAGAAGCUGUCCGCCCUGCAUAAGAUGUGGGAUGAGCUGGAGUCCACCACUCAGACCAAAGCGCAGUGCCUGUUCGACGCCAACAAGGCGGAGCUCUUCACCCAGAGCUGCGCCGACCUGGACAAGUGGCUGCUGGGCCUGGAGGGCCAGAUCCAGUCGGACGACUACGGCAAGGACCUGACCAGCGUCAACAUCCUGCUGAAGAAGCAGCAGAUGCUGGAGAAUCAGGUGGAGGUGAGGAAGAAGGAGGUGGAGGAGCUCCAGAGCCAGGCUCAGGUACUCAGCCAGGAGGGCAAGGACAAGGACGAGGUGGACGGGCGGAGGCGCGUGGUGGAGAAGAAGUUCCAGGAGCUGCUGGAGCCCCUGCACAAGAGGAAGACCAACCUCAUGGCCUCCCGCGAGAUCCACCAGUUCAACCGCGACGUGGAGGACGAGAUCCUCUGGGUUGAAGAGAGAAUGCCGCUUGCAACAUCCACAGACCACGGCCACAACUUACAGACUGUGCAGCUACUCAUCAAGAAAAACCAGACCCUUCAGAAGGAGAUCCAGGGCCACCAGCCGCGCUGCGACGACAUCUUCGAGCGGAGCCAGCACAUCCUGAAGGAGGACAGCCCGAACGUGGACGCGAUCCGCGAGCGCCUGGCCGACCUGCAGCGGCUCUGGAGCCUGAUGAUCGAGGAGACGGAGAAGCGGCACGGCCGCCUGGAGGAGGCCCACAAGGCCCAGCAGUACUACUUCGACGCCGCCGAGGCCGAGGCCUGGAUGAGCGAGCAGGAGCUCUACAUGAUGUCGGAGGAGAAGGCCAAGGACGAGCAGAGCGCAGUGGCCAUGCUGAAGAAACACCAGAUCCUGGAGCAAGCGGUGGAGGACUACGCCGAGACCGUCCACCAGCUCUCCCAGACCAGCAGGGCCCUGGUGGCUGCGGGACAUCCAGAGAGUGAGAGGAUAAGCAUGCGCCAGUCCCAGGUGGACAAACUGUACGCGGGACUGAAGGACCUAUCAGAGGAGAGGAGGGGGAAGCUGGAUGAGAGGUUCCGCCUCUUCCAGCUCAACCGUGAGGUGGACGACCUGGAGCAGUGGAUCGCCGAGAGAGAGGUGGUGGCCGGCUCCCACGAGCUGGGCCAGGACUACGAGCAUGUCACGAUGUUACAGGAGCGUUUCCGUGAAUUCGCCCGCGACACGGGCAACAUCGGCCAGGAGCGCGUGGACGCCGUCAACCAGAUGGCGGACGAGCUGAUCAACUCGGGCCACUCAGACGCGGCCACCAUCGCCGAGUGGAAGGAUGGGCUGAACGAGGCGUGGGCCGACCUGCUGGAGCUGAUCGACACCCGCACGCAGAUCCUGGCUGCCUCCUACGAGCUGCACAAGUUCUACCACGACGCCAAGGAGGUGCUGGGCCGCAUCCUGGACAAGCACAAGAAGCUGCCCGAGGAGCUGGGCCGCGACCAGAACACGGUGGAGACGCUGCAGAGGAUGCACACCACCUUCGAGCACGACAUCCAGGCCCUGGGGACGCAGGUGAGGCAGCUGCAGGAAGACGCCGUCCGCCUGCAGUCGGCCUACGCCGGCGACAAAGCCGACGACAUCCAGAAGCGGGAGAACGAGGUGCUGGAGGCGUGGAAGUCCCUGCUGGAGGCCUGUGAGGGCCGGCGUGUGCGGCUGCUGGACACGGGAGACAAGUUCCGCUUCUUCAGCAUGGUGCGUGACCUCAUGCUCUGGAUGGAGGACGUCAUCCGCCUCAUCGAGGCCCAGGAGAAGCCCAGGGACGUGUCGUCCGUGGAGCUCCUGAUGAACAACCACCAGGGCAUCAAGGCGGAGAUCGAUGCCCGCAACGACAGCUUCACCACCUGCAUCGAGCUGGGCAAGUCUCUCCUGGCACGGAAACAUUACGCUUCGGAGGAGAUCAAAGAGAAAUUACUGCAGCUGACAGACAAGAGGAAAGACAUGAUUGACAAGUGGGAGGACAGAUGGGAGUGGCUGAGACUGGUUUUGGAGGUGCAUCAGUUUUCGCGGGAUGCGGGCGUGGCAGAGGCGUGGCUGCUGGGACAGGAGCCGUACCUGUCCAGCCGGGAGAUGGGCCAGAGCGUGGACGAGGUGGAGAAGCUGAUCAAGAGGCACGAGGCCUUCGAGAAGUCAGCCGCUACAUGGGAGGAGCGCUUCUCUGCGCUGGAGCGGCUGACCACGUUGGAGUUGCUGGAAGUGAGAAGAAGGCAGGAGGAGGAGGAGAGGAGGAGACAGCCCCCGCCACCAGAGCCACUCCCCCAAGCAGAGUCGGCCUCACCAGUGCAGCGGGAGGGUGAGCAGGUGUCCCAGAACGGGCUGCCCUCGGACCAGGAAUCCCCACGGGACGGUGUGGACGGGGCUGAGAUCGUUAACGGCGUGGCGGAGCGGAGCUCCAAGGAGCCCAGCCCCAUUCCGUCACCUACCGCCGAGCGUAAGGGCAAGCAGGCCUCCACGCUCCCCACCAAAGCCCAGGACACGCCCUCCGCCCAGAUCGAGGGGUUCCUGCAUCGCAAGCACGAGUGGGAGGGGCAUAACAAGAAGGCUUCCAACAGAUCCUGGCAUAACGUGUACUGUGUGAUCAACAAUCACGAAAUGGGCUUCUACAAAGACAACAAGAACGCAAGCCAAGGCAUUCCGUACCACAGUGAGAUUCCCAUCAGUCUGAAAGAUGCCGUCUGUGAGGUCGCCGUAGACUACAAAAAGAAGAAGCAUGUGUUCAAACUCAGAAUUUCCGAUGGGAAUGAGUAUCUCUUCCAAGCCAAAGAUGAUGAGGAGAUGAUGAUGUGGAUCCAGGACAUCACUGGCGCUGCGACCUCUGACAAGUCUGAGGUAACUCCCAGCAGCCAGAGCACCCCAGCCUCCAGCCGGGCCCAGACCCUCCCUACCAGCGUCACCCUGACCACCGAGUCCAGCCCCGGCAAACGAGAGAAGGAGAAGGAGAAGGACAAGGAGAAGCGCUUCAGCCUCUUCAGCAAGAAGAAGUAGAGGGCGCCCCCUGCUGGUGGCCAUUUCCCCUCCACCUCCAGUGAAUUUCCAGCAUGCAAGCUCAGAACCAAUACACCACACUCUGUGCCUAAUGUUACUCCAAUUGGUUUUAGAAGUAAAUUAGGGCUUUUUGAAAAACUAAAGCUGAUAAAAAAAAUAUAUACAAAAAAUAACAUUAUUUAAAGCUAUAAGGGUGUGAGAUGCGUUGGGUUGCUUCCAUCUUAUUAAAUAUGAAGACAAAAAAUUCAGAGACAGGACCAGAGGUAGGUUUUUUUUUGUUGUUUUUGUAACCUGUUUC
Molecule: messenger RNA, 7858 nt
Organism: Megalops cyprinoides (Indo-Pacific tarpon)
Lineage: Eukaryota; Metazoa; Chordata; Actinopteri; Elopiformes; Megalopidae
Product: spectrin beta chain, non-erythrocytic 1-like
Exons: 35
Coding region: 514-7560 (2348 amino acids)
Biological process (GO): protein localization to plasma membrane; actin cytoskeleton organization
Cellular component (GO): cell projection; spectrin; cell junction
Molecular function (GO): structural constituent of cytoskeleton; actin filament binding; phospholipid binding
Source: RefSeq, a predicted model, not a curated record